GCCAAUAUAUUGUUUUUUUUUUUCAUUGCCAAGACAAAAAAUAUCCACCCAAAACUCCAGUAUACGCACAAUCGUCAGAGCCUUCACCUAGUACCGCUGAUAUCAACCCCUCUAAUAAUUCAAAAGUGCCCACAAUAAAAGAUAUGCAUAUGUAGUGCAUGUGUCAACUUCAAACAAAAUAGAAAACUACGUAUUUAUCUGGUUGACAAUUUUUCAUUUUUCUAAAUUAAAAAAUAAAACAAAAUAAACAGGUUGCAAGAGAAUUGUAUAAGUGGACUCUUCCUCUCAUGUCUCAAACAGGCGCUUGUGUAGUUCACAAUGGCAAUAGUACUGUUUAUGGUCUUUCUUCUAGCUCUACCGUUCUUCCUCUUCAAUCUCCUAAAACGUAGCAUUAGAACCAAUGGCAAUCUUGUUCUUCCUCUUCCCCCUGGCCCUUCAGGUCUUCCCUUGAUCGGUCACUUACAUAUGCUGAUGUUUGAUAACUCAGUCCCUCAUAUUUUUCUUUAUAAACUCUCUCAAAAGUAUGGUCCUCUCGUGUUCUUAAGAUUUGGAUUUAAGCCAACCCUUGUAGUUUCUUCAGCAAAAAUGGCUGAAGCAGUUAUGAAAACCCAUGACCUUGACUUCUGCAGCAGGCCUAAUCUAUGGGGUGCUCGCAAAUUAUCUUACAAUGCCUCGGAUUUGACUUUUUCACCAUACUCUGGCUCCUGGCGUGAGAUGAGGAAACUUUGUGUUGUACAUCUAUUUAGCAGAGUGCAGAACUAUCGUCCCAUCCGAGAAGAUGAAGUUGCUUGCCUGGUUCAAAAAAUAUGCCGAUUAUCCGUUGAUUCUAAGCCCGUCAACUUGAGUGAGGCAAUGAUGUGCCUUUCCAGUUCAAUAAUAUGUAGAGUAGCUUUCGGCAAGAGGUAUGACGACGAAGGAACUGAAAGAAGUAGGUUCGACGGGUUGCUUAAAGGAAGUGAAGCCAUGUUGUCAUGCUUUAGUUUCUCUGACUAUUUUCCUUUCAUGGGUUGGGUCGAUAGAUUCACUGGUUUCCUCACUCGUCUUCAAAAAAUUUCCAAAGAACUUGAUACUUUCUAUCAACAACUCAUUAAUGAACACCUCGAUCCAAAUAGACAAAAACCAGAGCAAGAGGACAUACUCGAUGUGUUACUAAGAAUACAGAAAGAUCGUGAUUUUCCAUUUGAUCUGACCAUAGAUCACAUAAAAGCUAUUCUUAUGGAUGUGUUUAUUGCUGGAACAGACACAACAGCAGCCACUGUGAUUUGGGCCAUGUCCUUCCUAAUGAAAAACCCGAAGUGUUUGAAGAAAACUCAAGCGGAAGUGAGGGACUUGAUUGGGAAAAAAGGGUUUGUAAAUGAAGAUGAUGUUCACAAUUUUACUUACCUAAAAGCUGUGAUAAAAGAAACGUUCAGGUUGCAAGCAAUAGCUCCAUUGUUAGUGCCACGAGAAACACUCCGAAAGUGCAGAAUAGGUGGGUAUGAAGUCCCGACCAAAGCCUUAGUGUAUGUGAAUGCAUGGGCAAUAGGAAGAGACCCUGAAGCUUGGGAAAACCCAGAAGAGUUUUAUCCUGAAAGAUUCAUUGGAAGCUCUAUUGACUUCAAAGGGCUGAACUUUGAGCUCAUACCAUUUGGUGCGGGUAGAAGGGUUUGCCCUGGAAUGCAUAUGGGAGUUGCAGCAGUGGAGCUUGCCCUUGCUAAUCUACUUUACAAGUUUGAUUGGGAAAUGUUGCCCGAGAUGAACAAAGAAGACAUAGACUUUGAUGUCGUACCUGGUCUCACUACACACAAAAAAAAUGAUCUUAUCCUUUUGGCUAAGAAGAUUCAUGAUUAAUCAAUGUAUCGUUAUGGUAACUUAUUUACUGCCAAAUCCUUCAAGUUCAUACUUUUUCCAGUUUGAACCACAUUCUUAUCAAAUGUCUUAGUAACACCUUUUAUGUUUAAUAAACCUACAAUUACUCUGAAUUCAAAUUUAGAACAGGAUAAAUACAUUGGAAGUCUUUUGCACUGUAAAAGUCUAAAAGCAAUUUA
Messenger RNA from Gossypium arboreum, 2027 nucleotides. RefSeq names its product cytochrome P450 83B1-like. NCBI's taxonomy places the organism in Eukaryota, Viridiplantae, Streptophyta, Magnoliopsida, Malvales, Malvaceae. The record is from RefSeq and is a predicted model, not a curated record. Bases 319 to 1830 code for a protein of 503 amino acids. The transcript has 2 exons. Gene Ontology annotation, molecular function: monooxygenase activity; iron ion binding; oxidoreductase activity, acting on paired donors, with incorporation or reduction of molecular oxygen.